CACCUAUAAAUUGUAAUGCCAACCAACAUGGACGACGACCACUUUUACUCGUCUCUCCAAGAACUCAAGCACCAGCUUGAUCUCAUGAACAAACGUACUGCACUCUUCUUACAACAACACUCACUCCAAAAUCCUUCGCCAAACAUGUCUCCACCAGAGACGUCUUUGCUCUAUCCUAGCAUCUUUGACCGACGCCCUGUCGACAAACCGCAAAUUGUACCCAUGCAGCAAUUCGAUCAAAAGCUCCAUGCUCUGGAAGCCCAGCAAAAAGCCAUGGCUGAGGACCUCGCCGAUCGCUUCACUGAUAUGGAAAAUGAACUAGAUUCUCUCUCCGAACAAGUCAAUCAGAUGCACUCAGGUAAAUCUCAGUUUACUCCACCUGAGUCACCAACUCCAUCAACCUCCCCUGCUUCACCCACUCCCUUCAUCACACCAACCUCCCCUACUCCAUCAACCCUCUCUGUUCAAGACACUUUGAACCCCAACGCCUCUCCUCUCGACACAUCAACAAUGUCGAAACCACCUGCCACUGUUGCCGAUCUUGGCGGCUACUUUUACCCUAACCGCCAUCACGCUUCUCCCAGUGACGUGCAGUACAUCUCGGACGCCUCGAUCUUCGUUGGCAGAGUAAAUCGCGCACUUCGCACAAAGUCCAUUCAAAACCUCGAAGCUUACCUCAAAGGCUCCGCUCUGCGAUGGUUCCACAUUGGCCUCAGCCUCGAUGGCUCUCAUUCUUAUGAUGACGACAAAGGACAGAUGGACUUGACCAAGUUCUGCGAGUCGCUGAUAUACCUCUUUGGCAUACCAGGUUUUGUGGCAGAGGAGUCCCAUGAACAAGCCCGCUACCUCAUCAUGGCUUCGAUGCGCAGCAACAUCCUCGAGGAGUACGCCUUUCCUGCUCUUGAAGCUCUGCGUCGACAGACUACUCUUGGCCAGCCAGACGUUGACGCCAACGCUGCAUUGCGCAAGGCAGUUUUGAAAUACAACAAGGAUCAUCCCAUGCUUAGUGUCGAUCUGGACAUCCUCAGUGGCCAGGAUGCUCUCGUCGAUUUGGCGCGCCUUCGCCAGCAAGAGUUCGACAUCAGACGCGAGAGAACAUCUCUUACCCUCAAGAAGCUGCACGACCCAAAGGCAAUCUCUGGUCAGGCUGCGCCUGAUGCUUCAAACAAAUCAACCCUAGUCCAUGAGUUCCUCUCGGCUAGCAAAGACGCUGCAAAGGUUGACCAUGAAGAUGUCCCUACGCAGAGACCGUCAUCAGUCAACGACAAACUCCUACCAAGCACCCAGAUAAACAAAGAGUCUCGCUCGACUGAUCAAGAAGGAAAGGUUGAUACAUAUUCCGUGUCCCAAGAUGGCCAUCAACAGCAACCCAGAUGCACACAAUCCGUGUCUAGGGCAUGCAAGACUGAAGAGUUUACUCGAUGCAAGACUCAAAAGUUUACUCACAAGACCAAGCGUUCUCCUAGAACUGUUGUCCAGCCUGGUACCUUUUGGUCGAACUCCGACUCCACCAAGUCCGGCACACCUGUACAUGGCGAGAUUGACUCUGGUACUUCACGUCCUUCUGACAUCCCAUCUCAGAGCAUGUUCACCUUCCCAUGCUUUGCGCCUGAUCCAUGUCCCAUGCCCCCGCACACGCUGUGUCCUCCUCCGCCUAGCGAUUUGAAUUUGACGCCCGAUGUCAACAGACGCCUGAAGGAGCUGCAAGGCACCACAUCACACGACGCUUCUGACUCGAAGGAAGAGGCGCAAGGUUUGGAGAUCCCCACGUACGGUCGUGCCAAACCUUUGGGGCCCAAGCAAGGACCUGUUGCUCCCGUGACAGUCGACAAGUCGCACAUGAGGUACCAGCACUCGGUCUCGCACCUGCCAGAUGACUCCACGGACUUUAUGGAGUCCUUUGCCUCUGCGAAGAAUUCUUCGUACCGUGGAUACCCUCAACUGAACACAACCUACUACGCCCCUGAGACUGCGGUCGACUGUCUUUCUGGAUAUCCUAGGCUCCCGUUCGGCCCACCCGUUCAACAUCCUCUAGUCCACCCGACCGCCUACCGCCCAAGUGAGGGAUUGUUUGCAUACAGCCAUCCCAGACCAGCACAGAGAAAGCCUCGCAACCUCCCUUCUGUCAUCCCCGUUGACUACCACACGCUUUGCCCAGGCCUACCAGGACCACCACCACAGAGCACUAACGCCCUCCCUCCUAUCGAGAAACCCUACAGACCCUACUACAACCACAUGCACAGCAGAGGUCCAACUUCAGCCACGUCGACACAGGCAAAGAACUACUCUCAGCUCCGCUCACUCCACGACGACGCAUCUGGAGGUUCCUCUGGUUAUGGCUAUCCUUUGUUCAGCUCUGUCCCCUCGGGUUUCAUGACUCCCAAGGAAGACACUGAAAUGAUCAAGGACAUGGAAAUCGAAAUCGAAAAUCCCACCACAACCAGACCCACUGGAUCGGGAUCUGAUGUUCCUGCUAAUGCUAAUGCUCAAGCUGAAGCACCCGCCGAAGGAAGUCCUGCUGAGUCUGCCACUCCCGCACCUAAAGCUGCACCGAAGUCAUGGGCAGAUUUGAUGCGCUCGAAGAACUCAGCAGUAGCUGCUGGCGCGACUGCGUCUGCCAUCGCAUACCCGUACUCUAUCGACAAGGGAGUGAAAAUGGAGGACAAGGAUGACGAACUGCCUUCCAGACUCUCCCGUGAUGGAAGAUUUUGAGCCGUAACAGCAGACUCCCAGAGGCGAAGGCGAACGAGGAAAAGACACGAUAACCAACGAAGGAGGGAAUGAGGAAAAGACACGAUGAACCACGAUGGAAUGAUCUCAGGCACAGAAGCGAUACGGUAACCCGCUCCAACUCACGAACAAUCACAAAGAAUUCAAAGGAGGGAAAGCAGGCUACAACACCACAGCUAUCAACGCCCGUCUGAAGAGCUGCAAUAACAGCAUACCCAUAACAUCAUGCUCAUGAAAGCAUACGAGGGAUGAAACCCACGAAAGACACGAAACACACCUACGUAGAAGAACAACUGCAAUGAGAAAAGAUGCUUUUAGCAU
Aureobasidium pullulans EXF-150 is the source of this 3051-nucleotide messenger RNA. RefSeq lists its product as uncharacterized. NCBI's taxonomy places the organism in Eukaryota, Fungi, Ascomycota, Dothideomycetes, Dothideales, Saccotheciaceae. The coding region runs from base 16 to 2712 and encodes 898 amino acids. The transcript has a single exon. The record is from RefSeq and is a predicted model, not a curated record.